Messenger RNA from Aphanomyces astaci, 1435 nucleotides. RefSeq lists its product as hypothetical. The record is from RefSeq and is a predicted model, not a curated record. The coding region runs from base 15 to 1082 and encodes 355 amino acids. Lineage: Eukaryota; Oomycota; Saprolegniomycetes; Saprolegniales; Verrucalvaceae. The transcript has 5 exons.
CACAAGAUACGAAAAUGGGGCGCUUCUGGCUUGUCGUUGGCCCAUUGCUCACGGUGGCGCUGGCUGUACAUGCGGAAGAGGCAAAACUUGACACAGCCGACACAUCCAACGCGAUCGGAAGUCUACGUGACGACGCACAGAAUGAUGUUGAACAGUGGGUUGGUGUCGACGACGACGACGAUGUAGCACCAUUCGUCGACGCUGAUGCAACGACGAUUGACUUGGUGGUCAACCCAAUCAACGACGAGGAUCCUGUGUCUUCCAUAAACGAUCCUGCUGACCCAGCACCUGCAGAAGCCACAGCGGCGUCUCCAAGUGGCGGUGUUGCAGUGAUUGCGCACUUGGACAUAGACGACACGACGGUGUCGGCAGGCAUUGAACACUCGUGUGCCAUUCACUCCGUGUCAACCGUGGACUUUGGCGGCAAGGUGGUUUGCUGGGGGGACAACACGUUUGGCCAGUCUUCUCCUCCAGACGUCGAGUUUAUCCAAGUGAGCAGUGGCCGCUUCCACACGUGCGGCGUCACGUUGGACGAAACCGUCGAGUGCUGGGGCGACGCCAACCACGCCCAAAGUCCCGCGGGGUUGUUUGUACAGGUCAGCUGCGGGGAUUUUCACUCGUGCGGGGUACUCAAGGAUGGAACACUGUCUUGUUGGGGUGCCGACUACGAUGGCCAGCUGAGUGUUCCUCAAGGUCGGUUCGUUCAAGUGAGCUGCGGCAAGGGUCAUUCGUGUGCCUUGGCGACGGACGGCACCGUGUCCUGCUGGGGUGCGAAUCGUCUCGGCCAAAGCGCAGCCCCGAGAGACGUGAAAUUCCUCCAAGUGUCGGCAGCCCCAGGUGACUUCUCCUGUGGGGUUACCGUGGCCAACGCUGUGAGAUGUUGGGGCGACAACCAUCGAAAGCAAGGCAGCCCACCAGACGUAUCGUUUGCGCUUGUAAGCACCAGCCGGCUCUCGGCAUGUGGGAUUCAAGUGAGUAGCUCUCUCACGGUGGCCAUGGUGGAUGGUACUCUUUGUUUGGAUUGUACUGGUGGCUUCCUCGAACAAGUAGUCGACGUGGUACUACCGACCCCCAUCUUCUAGGCCGGCGACAAGACGGUGGUGUGCUGGGGCAUGACUGAAGGCGUGACCAACGUCCCGAAGGGGGUCGCGUUCGACGAGCUCACGCUCGGGUGGGACCAUGGAUGUGGGAUAUUGUCCCGCACUGGUCGGGUGCAAUGCUGGGGUCACAACUCGAACGGUCGCCUCGACGUGCCGGCCAAGUUGUAUGGCUAAAGUCGUCGUGUUGACCUUCCGUACUGGCUGCAACCUCGGAGAGGCAGGAGACAGUGUGUUAUCGGUAGGUCUAAGGACAUUUUUGAUCGAUACGAUUUGUACGCAAACCAUACAAUACAGUACGUGCGCUUGACUACAUAAAAAUACAAGCGAAACCACUG